GGAGGAUUCACUAUUAAUCGACGUCUUAUAUGGAGGUACGUCGCAAUAGUGCAUUUCUCACGCAGCCCCAACAAUGUUGUCCGACUGGCAAGUAUGGUUUGAUUGCAAAGGAAGCUGUGCACAUGUUCCGAGACGCGAACAAACCUGUUGGAGGUCGUCUCCUGCAAGUCUCCUCUGCCUCUGGGUGCAAGGCUUUCCCGCUUUCGGUUUCAACAUUGUGACGAAAAGUGCUGUGAUUGGGCUCGUGGAAGCCUUGGAUGGAGAACCCGACCCGGAGUGGAGUAUCAAGCCCAGGUCUGGAAAAUGAUCUGGUUCUUCAGGCUUUGAAAGACAGCCCCUCGGAUAUUGUCGGAACUCCGUGACAUCGGGAGUUUUACACUUUCAACAAUGGUGCUUGAAACUGCAUCCUUGAAAC
Molecule: messenger RNA, 415 nt
Organism: Fomitopsis serialis
Lineage: Eukaryota; Fungi; Basidiomycota; Agaricomycetes; Polyporales; Fomitopsidaceae
Exons: 5
Coding region: 74-307 (77 amino acids)
Source: RefSeq, a predicted model, not a curated record